CUAUAUCUACCUUGUAUACUUCUUAUGAAAUGAAGGGCUAUUUAUGAAACAAGUUUGCUGACAUGUUAACCAGUGAUUUGCUCAAGAAACCGCUCCAAUGAACAGAUACGUUGUGUAGCCUCCUCGAUGUUCUCCAAAUAAAGCAUGUAUAACAGAAUUUCGUUAAGGGAGGAGGACCCUCGAUGCGGAUCCUUUUGCAACUUUGUGUCAAGCGAGCCUCGAUCUACAAGGCAGAGAAAAGUCAAACCAGCCAUCGCGCCUUAGGUCACCGCAGAUGAAUGAUCGACCGGCUCCGAUAAUUCUAAAGCGUUAAUUUGGAGGGUCCAUGCCACUCAGAUGUGCCAAGAGCUUGGGUCACUUGCUGGCUACCGGACAAGUGUUUGCCAUCCCAAAAGCAGGGACGUCAUUUCCCCCCCUCUCAGCUGCAUUGCACGAAGAACAAGGGUUGCUUUUUAUUCCCCCCUCCCCUUUUGCCACCGAGCCGGCUGCUCGCUCUAGCAUGUGCUCCCUGUGGUCGACAGUGUCCUAUCAUCAUCGUAAGCGCCCCUGCCAUGCAGGCACAGCGCUGUCACCAGACUUUAGAACCGAAAUUUAGAUAAUUUUGCACGUUGGUGCGGCGU
Messenger RNA from Trichoderma asperellum CBS 433.97, 620 nucleotides. NCBI's taxonomy places the organism in Eukaryota, Fungi, Ascomycota, Sordariomycetes, Hypocreales, Hypocreaceae. The record is from RefSeq and is a predicted model, not a curated record.